This is a messenger RNA of Lolium perenne, 727 nucleotides long. NCBI's taxonomy places the organism in Eukaryota, Viridiplantae, Streptophyta, Magnoliopsida, Poales, Poaceae. The record is from RefSeq and is a predicted model, not a curated record.
CCUUGCACAAUAUGUACAAAACCAUGUAUGUUAAUAUAUUAUUAAAAAUCAAUUCAACAUUGUUUUAUUUAAUACCUUGCUACAUUUCAGAGAUGGAGGUGGGGAGCACGAUGUUAAAUCCUAUCGUGCUCUCUGAUGGUGAAGAGGAGAUGCAGAUGGAAAGUGAUUCGGACAUGAGUGAUUCGGACAUGGACGUCCCGGUGCAGCAGCCUGUGGUGGUUCAUAGGGGACCGCGUAUAACUGGCAACGAGGAGUUUGAUAAGCACUGUGUUUGGGGAAACAAUCUCGUACUCAAUGAAGACCAAUGCAAGGCCCUCACAAAGAUGGUUCGUCAGUUCCCAGGAAAACCAAUCAAGUACUAUGUGUACAGGAUGAGCAAAUCUUCUGUCAUUCAAAAGAACUGCAAAAUGGAAUUUUCCGCAAAGUUCACAGAGAGGUACCUCAAGAAGUUCCUCAGUGAUGCAAUUGAGCUACCAGUCCAAUGUGCGGGAUAUAAAAAGUACUACAGUGUCAAGAUGAGGCUAGGAAUAGAUCUAAAGAGGGCAAUGCUGACAAGUGGCUGGGCGAAGGCUGUAAGGAGGUUCGGCUUAGAAGAAGGUUGCGUCUACAUCUUCUGCUUCUCUGUCGAUAAGAAGGGCCAUUACCCUUGGCUUCUCAUCGACCCCCUGGAAGCAUGAAGACGGUGCCAACGGUGCCAGUGGUAACAUUUUGGUUUGGUGGUAGCAUU